Labeo rohita (rohu) is the source of this 1249-nucleotide messenger RNA. RefSeq names its product L-rhamnose-binding lectin CSL2. Bases 17 to 961 code for a protein of 314 amino acids. NCBI's taxonomy places the organism in Eukaryota, Metazoa, Chordata, Actinopteri, Cypriniformes, Cyprinidae. Gene Ontology annotation, molecular function: carbohydrate binding. The transcript has 12 exons. The record is from RefSeq and is a predicted model, not a curated record.
CAGCGGCGGCAGAGCCAUGUUCUCCCUCAGUGUCCUCCUGCUUACCUUGAUGCUUUUGAACUCAGGAUUGCUGAUAUCUGCAGGGAUCGUAUUCACGUGUGAUGGCUUUGUCCAUCGUCUUAGCUGUGAUACUGGUGUGAUCAGUGUACAAUCAACAACGUAUGGCCGCACAAGCAGCCUUAUAUGCAGUUUUGAUCGAACACCAUCUGAAAUAUCUAAUACUCAGUGUUCAGUGGAUGUCUCUGCAGUCUCUAAACGUUGUAAUGGACUGAGAGAGUGUGAGACAAACACUCCAGGACUUGCGCCAAGAGAUCCAUGUCCUGACACCUACAAGUACUACACUACCGAGUACAUUUGCAUCCCAGCAGAAACAAGUGUGACUUGUGGUGGUGAAUUCAAUUUCUUGGAAUGCGGAUAUGGUAAGAUACAGAUAAACACUGCGAACUAUGGACGUACAGAUAAAUUCACCUGCUCUGAAGGACGUCCAUCAAGUGAGCUCCAAAACACUACAUGCUUUUCACCCAAUGCACUGUCUACUGUGUCCAAAAGCUGCAAUGGUCUGGAAAGUUGUUUGGUGUUUGCGUCACGUAUGACCUUUACUGAUCCCUGUGUUGGCACAUACAAGUACCUUGCAAUCUCCUAUUUUUGUGUCCCACCUGCAAUUCGUUCAAGUUUGGUCUGUGAACAUGAGACGAGUGUCCUGACCUGUGAUGAUGGGACUUUCAUACACAUUCACAGCGCUAACUACGGCCGAACUGAUGACAGUACAUGCUCUGCUGGACGACCUGCUUCUCAGCUUGCCAAAACUGACUGCUACGCCUUAAAUACAGAGACAGUAGUCGCUAAUGUAUGUGAAGGGAAGAACAGCUGCUCCAUAUUAGCCUCCAACAGUGUCUUCUCAGAUCCAUGUUUUGGCACAUUCAAGUACCUGUACAUCUCGUACACCUGCGAGUCUAAAUAGAACGACAGCUGAUCUCAUGGAUCUGGGCUCUUUAUCAGCAUCUGUUCUAUUUUAAAUGUGCUGAAACUAAAUCUGUUUCUUAAAAUGUUAACGCAUCUAAUAUUAUAUGGUAUUUCCUCUUGUAAAGAUAUGGCAAAAAGGGUAAUGGUAGAAUACUAAUCCAAAUUCAGUCUUUGUGUGGAGAUGAAAGCAGUGUCUUUGAUUCUCAUACGAUUACUUUUUUCUACAAGCCUCGCUUAUACAUUAUGUUGUGGGAUUUUCCUUAUAAUAAAUGCUUUGCAAAUGCAA